AUGUCCGACAACGCAGUCCUUCUCAAACAACUCAAGAUCAAGUCUGGAUCGACGUUACGUCUAUUCAAGGAGCACAAGCUCUACCAGGACGAGGAAGUGGACCUGAGGCGCAAGCUCGAUAAGCUCAUCGCGGACAACGCGAAUAAUGCGGAGGAAUGGGACAUCAGGAACACGCGGCGCAUGCUCGAAGAGUCGCAGAAGAUGAUCGCCGAUUCUGCGAGCCGGCUGGGGCAGGCCGCCCAGGAGCUGCGCGAGCUCUUGCUCAGCGCGGAACAGGAUGCGGCCCUCGCCCAGGACCCGGAGCUCCUCAAGGCCCAGGAAGCUCUCGAGAUAGUCAGCGUCUAG
Dichomitus squalens LYAD-421 SS1 is the source of this 345-nucleotide messenger RNA. RefSeq lists its product as uncharacterized. The coding region runs from base 1 to 345 and encodes 114 amino acids. The record is from RefSeq and is a predicted model, not a curated record. NCBI's taxonomy places the organism in Eukaryota, Fungi, Basidiomycota, Agaricomycetes, Polyporales, Polyporaceae. Gene Ontology annotation, biological process: tubulin complex assembly; post-chaperonin tubulin folding pathway. Gene Ontology annotation, molecular function: beta-tubulin binding. Gene Ontology annotation, cellular component: microtubule cytoskeleton; cytosol. The transcript is spliced from 4 exons.